Messenger RNA from Myotis myotis, 1290 nucleotides. RefSeq names its product chromosome unknown C11orf86 homolog (gene CUNH11orf86). The record is from RefSeq and is a predicted model, not a curated record. The coding region runs from base 137 to 505 and encodes 122 amino acids. Lineage: Eukaryota; Metazoa; Chordata; Mammalia; Chiroptera; Vespertilionidae. The transcript is spliced from 2 exons.
CUUUGGUUUAUGAUGGCCACUUCAGCAGUACCAACCUUUGCCCCCAAGGGAGCUCCCAUCAGCUGGGUGGAGGCACCAGGUCAUCUCAGAGACCAGUGACUUGCUAGGGCCGGGAGCAGUCCUGCGUGUACAAACCAUGGGGACAGGGCGACGCAGCCAGUCCUUGCGAGGCCCACGGCCCUCCUAUGGCAAGCUCCAGGAGCCUUGGGGGAAGCCCGGGGGAGGCCAACUGCAUCGGGCACUGAGCCUCAGAGAGGGUCGUGAGAAGUCCAGACCCUCAGAUCGAGGCCCAGAAGGACUGGACUCGUCCUUUGAUCAGGAGCGGCGGCCAGGAGGCCUGGGGGACACGGAGCAGCUGAUCCAGGCUCAGCAAGGAGGCAGCCGGAGGUGGCUGAAGCAAUAUCAACAGGUGAGGAGGCGGUGGGAGAGCUUUGUCGCCAGCUUCCCCGCCGUGACCCUGAGCAGGCCGGCCUCCCCGCAGCCCCCUCUGGGCACCACCAGCUAAGGAUGCUGGAAGCCGCGCGGCCCCUGCUGGACUCAUGAGACGACGAUAUCUACUGACCCACCUCUUCAUGGCCCUGCUGGACUGUGGAUGAAGGGGCCUCCUCUACGGGGACAGCUCUGGCCUUCCUCACCCGGCCCCGAGGCCCCUGGCACUUGCUCGCUCAGGGCCCUGUGCUGCCCUCCGCUCUGGUCUUCCAUGCCCAGGCUCCCUCGCAGCGAAGACCCCUCACGCGGCUGAGAAGAAGGGAGCUCCGUUCCUUCCUGGUGGAUUCUACCCUCUGGAGAAUGUCACGGAGCCCCCCCCCCCCCCAACAGUGACAUGUAGGAGGGCCUUAGAAGCCUGCCCAGACGUGGGGGUGUCGCCGCCCCUGGUCCCCACACAAGACCAGUCGCAAACCUUCAGGACAGAGCUCGGUGAAGCCAGAACCAUGGCUGAGAGGCUCCCCAAACUGCCCUGUCACUGGGCCAUGUCCCUCCUGCCCUUCCUUCCUGCCAGCUGAUGGCAGUGGGGCGGGGGGUGGGGGGGCAUGGGCCUCUCUCACAGCCUCUGAGCCCCCUGAGGGCUAGGAGCGGGUCUGGGUGGUCCUCGGUGCCCACACACUGUGGCUGACAGGCUCAGGCCCGGAUAUUGUCACUUCGGUCCUUACAGUAUCCCAAUGAUGGAAGCAGGGGAGGCCUUCCCUCCCCUGUGACAGAGGGGGAAACUGAGGCCCAAGGAGGGGGAAGAGAUUGUUAUCUUUGGCACCUCUGGCCCCGCCCCACCCAGUUCCCAACACUGGGGUUGAA